Messenger RNA from Bursaphelenchus okinawaensis, 4591 nucleotides. Lineage: Eukaryota; Metazoa; Nematoda; Chromadorea; Rhabditida; Aphelenchoididae. The record is from the annotation of a GenBank genome assembly.
AUGCAAUUGACCGUCGAACAGAUUCUGGGGGUUCUCCCGGCGGCGUUUCUCAUCGCCGAAGUCUUGGGCUUCCAGUUCCUCGGGUUCAUUGUUAUGUGCGUGUGGAUUUGGGCGAGAUACGGCGAUUUUAUUCACAGAUCGUACAUUACGCUCGACCGGGACUUGAGGUAAGUUUUUUGGGAAAUUUGGGGUUUUGUUACCUAAAAAAUUUUUUUUUUAUUUUUCAUAUUUUUUUUGAUUUUCACAAAAAUAAUGGAUUUACUAAGCAGCAUAUUGAAUUUUUAGGUCUUUUUCAAUUAAUGUUAAAUUUUUAAAAAUUACUUUUUAAUCCUUAAAAUGCUUAUUUUUAAUGUUUUUGAAGCCUAAAAGUCUAUUUUUAAACUAUUUAUGCAUCAAAAUAUAAAAAUAAAAAAAUAUAGUGUUUACUUUAAUUCUACACCAUUUACACGAUUUUUUGGCUCCAUUUUGAUUAUUUUCCCUUAAAAAACGAGCCGAUAAGCUCCUUUUAUCAUUCCCCCAUGUUCCAAACGUUUCUCUCUCGUUUCGGAGCGCUUUUCUCAUGUGCCGACCAUAGCUCAGUUGGUAGAGCGGAGGACUGUAGUUCAAGCGGAAAUCCUUAGGUCGCUGGUUCGAAUCCGGCUGGUCGGAACUUGUUUUUGCAGUUUUUUUGAGGCGGGUAAUGUAAAAUACGGCCUUCUUUUUGGCCUGAGUUUAUACUAGUGAGCUUACAACUAUAAGUUUUUGUUACUUUAAGUUUAGGAAACUUUAAAAAAGGCAAAAAGAGUAUAAAAUUUAAACUUUUUAGAAUAAAGUUUCCAAUUUCUUCUAAAAACUGCUUAUAAAAGCUUCGAAAAACCUUUUUUUCAGUGGACUAUGGCUCUUGUUGAAUGUAAAAAUUGAUCUAUUUCAACAAAGCAAGAGAAAUCGACCACUGUUUGAGAUCUUCUUGGAUGUGUGUCGAAGACAACCUAACAAAGAAGCUAUCAUUGAGGUCAACACUGACCGAAAAGUCACCUUCGCCGAGUUGAAUGCCGAAGCCAACAGAUUUGCCAACUAUUUUCAGGUGGAAUUUUGAAGUUUUUAUAAAAAAACCUUAUUUGAAAUUUGAAUUUAAAAAAUUUUUUUAGGUAUCAAAAUUUUUUUAAAUUUAAUUUUUUAGCGAAAAAAGGUCUAAGAUUGUUUUUUAGCUUAAAGCUCAUUUUAAAAAAAACGAACUUUGAUUUGUAAAAUACGUUUUAUCAACCGAAAAUAGCCUUUUCAUCUUACGCUAGCCUUAAACUUCUAUUAUAUUUUUCAGAAGUUAGGCUACAAAAAAGGGGAUGCGAUCGCCUUGUUCAUGGAAAACUCGAUCGAUUUCGUAGCAGCAUGGUUAGGCUUAUCGAAGAUUGGAGUUGUUACAGCAUGGAUCAACUCUUCGUUAAAGUCUGAACAACUUGCACAUUGCAUUUAUACUUCAAAGACGAAUGCUGUCGUUUGUUCCAAGAACUUGGCUCAUGGUAAGGACGGUGUUAUGGCUAUUUUUUAAUGUUUUUGUACUUAAAAAUUGAGUUUUUUCGAUGUUUUGCCGAAUUUUUGUGGUUUUUAUGCCUGAAAUGGUGAUUUUUUAGAAAUUUUUUAGUUUUUUUAUAUCUAAAACUUUUUUUUGAAUAGUAAAGCUUUUUAAUAGACAAUUACUGAUCUAGUAAAGCGUAUUUUGUUCAGCUUUUAAUGUAUUUUACUCAAUUCCAAUAAUUCCAGUGAUCGCCGCAGCCAAGGCUGAAGGUCAUCUGAACUCGUCUACCGAGCUCAACAUGUACAUUUGUGAUCUGGGUGACAAUUCUGAACUCAACUCAAAGUUUAAGACUUCAGAAUACACUCAUUUGUCUCCAGAACUUCAGAAACAGUCGACUGAAGAGCCGACCAAAGUCAUCGGAGUUGAUUUCCAAUCAGUAUUGUGCUUCAUUUACACUAGUGGUACUACCGGAAUGCCUAAGGCGGCUGUUAUGAGGGGGUUACGGUAAGGUUUUUAAGAAUUUUAUGGGUUUUGGGGCGGGAUUUUUGGGUUUUAUAGGGGGUUUUGGCAAUAUUUUGAAAUUUUUUUGAAUGUUACAGUAAGAUUUCAAGCUUUUUCAUAUUUUUCAUAUCAAAAAAAGUCUUUUCUAUUGCCUUCCGAUCUUCUGUAACAAAAUUUUGUCUUUUUAGGUACUACUCAAUGUGUGUAGGAGCAGCCAAAGCCUUUAAAGUAUCUCCAGAAGACAGGAUUUACAUUUGCAUGCCCACUUAUCAUACAGCCGCAGGCAUCUUGGGCAUUGGGCAGACCGUUCUAAGGGGUGCAACUGCGGUUAUCCGCCCUAAGUUCUCGGCCAGCAACUUCUGGAAAGACUGUGUGAAGUAUGAGUGUACUGUAAGUCUUGUGGCUUUUUUAAUGGUGUUUUGAAAAAGUUAAAUUUAAAAUUUUUUUCAAAAUUUUCAAAUUUUCAAAAAAUGAAAAUUCAGGCUUCCCAAUACAUUGGUGAGAUCUGCCGAUACCUGCUGGCUCAACCAGCCUCUCCAGAAGAAAAGCUACACAAAGUUAAGUUGAUGUAUGGCAAUGGCCUUCGACCAGAAAUCUGGCAAGAAGUUGUCGACCGUUUUGGCGUCAGAAUCGGCGAACUCUAUGGUUCUACUGAAGGCACUUCUAACUUGGGUAUGUCUUUAACAUUUUUACACUAUUUAUUUGCCUAAAAAAUAGUAAACAAGGUUUAUUAUCAUUAAUUUUUUGUUAAAAACACGAAAGGCUGUUUUUGAGCUUAUUUUAUCAAUAUUUUAUUGUUUUUUAACUAUUUUUCAACCUUUUUAAUGACUUUUGGACGUAGUUAUAUCUAAUUAACCUUUUUUAAACUUAUUUUUAUUAAUUCACAAAUAAUUAGUAACGUUUUGCGACAAAAACAUCAUUUUUCCUUUCAAAGCACUGUUUAUUCCCUUCCCUUUCCGAAAUGAGCGAGAAAAAAGCAACUCGGAACGUGCGCCAUGAUAGCUCAGUUGGGAGAGCGUUAGACUGAAGAUCUAAAGGUCACCGGUUCGAUCCCGGUUCGUGGCAUUUUUGCUUUCGGGGCUUUUUGGGCUUGGAAAAGUUUAAAUAUUGCGUUUUUAGGUUUGUAAACUAUUUAAGACGUUUCUAUUUUACAUUUUUGGAUAACAAAUUUUGGUGUUUUACCCUUUUAGGGUAAUUUUUAGCUAAUUUUUCUAAAAUUUUUUAAAAUUUUAACUUUUUUUGCUAAUACUAGCCAUUUUUAGUUAACAUUGACGGCCGAGUAGGAUCAUGUGGAUUCCUACCAAUCUCUCCAUUGACUUCUCGUCUCCAUCCAGUACGAUUAAUCAAGGUAGACGAAAUAACUGGUGAGGUAAUCAGAGGAACAGAUGGUUUAUGUAUACCAUGUCGGCCAGGAGAAACUGGAGCCAUGGUAUCUACGAUUAGACGUGGCAACCCACUGUUGAACUUUGAAGGCUAUUUGAAUCAGAAGGAGACUAGCAAGAAGGUGUUGAACAAUGUGUUUAGGAAGGGAGAUCAAGUCUUUGUUUCUGGUGAGUUUUGUGAGGUUUGCAGGGGAUAUUGUAAUAGGUUUUGAGAUGAAAAAUUUAAUUUUUGGAUAUUUCAGUACUUGUUCGGGCUUAAAAAUGCGUUUUCCUAAGUUUUUAUGGCCACAAAAUUUAAUUUUUUACAAAAAAGUCUCAUUUUCGAAAAAAUUUUCAGGUGACAUCCUGCACUGGGACCGCCUAGGCUACGUCUACUUCCGUGACCGUACUGGAGACACGUUCAGAUGGAAAGGAGAGAAUGUAUCCACUACAGAAGUCGAGAAAGCCUUCUAUGGCUGUCCCGAACUUCGAAAAUGCAUCUCUGAUGUUACAGUAUACGGGGUUAAAGUCCCGAAAACGGAAGGCCGAGCUGGAAUGGCAGCUAUCGUCAAGAUUCAGGACAGUGAGGUGUCUGAUGAGGUGGGUUUUUUAUUGUUUAAUUUUUUGAAAUUUUUUUUCAUUUUUAGAUUUUUUUUUUAAUUUUAAAAUUUUAAAAAAAUCCGAGAAAUUUUGAAACUUUUUUUUAUUUUGGUUAAGCUUAUCAAUACAGUCAUCGUGAAUCACAUAAAACAUAUUUUGCUUAAGGAAAUGAUUGAAAAGUUGGCUAGCCACUUGAAGUCCCGCCUAAUGGGACCAGCUGUACCAGUUUUCCUCAGGCUAUGCAGUGAUGUCCAGAGAACCGGUAAGUUUUCGAAUUUAAAAAUUUUUUGCCGUUUUGCGACCAUUUUGAUGAUUUUAUAACCAAGUUUUAAAACCCUCCGCACAGUGCAGUUUUAUAUUUUGUCUGCACCGUGCAGAGUUUAAUUAGAUUGCAACGUGCAAAAUCAAAAAAUGGCCAUAUUUGCCAUUCUUUUUGGUAUAUCAAGCCAAAAUGUUAUCUAAAAAUGAUCAAAAUGACAUUACAGGGACCUUCAAGCUAAUCAAGACCCACUUACAAAGCCUUGGCUUGGACGGAACCGAAGAAAACGACCGUCUUUAUGUAAUGUACCAUGGUGCAUAUGUGCCAUUCGAUGCCGAGAAACGGCACCAACUGGACGAUGGUACCCUUGGAUUAUAA